AUGGUUUAUUAUCGUCGUCGUCGUCUUCUUCUCAAGGUCAUCAUUAUAAGCGACAGCGGGGUUGGUAAAACGAGUUUGAUGAAUCAGUAUCCUUUUAUAUGCGAAAGGAGAAACCUUAAACACUAUAAAGCUACAAUCGGGGCUGAUUUCCUGACCAAAGAGGUCCAGUUUGAGGAUAAUCCCGUUUUCACCUUGCACAUCUGGGAUACUGCUGGUCAAGAGAGAUUUCAAAGCCUUGGCAAGGCUUUCUACCGAGGUGCAGAUUGUUGUGUGCUUGUUUAUGAUGUUAAUGUGAAGCAAUCAUUCGAUAACCUCAGCAAAUGGAGGAAGCAGUUUCUUGAUGAGGCCAGCCUUAAACACCCUGGAAAAUUCCCUUUCAUUGUAUUAGGAAACAAAAUUGAUGUGGCCGGCGGCAACCUCAGAGCUGUAUCUGAGAAGGAUGCAAAAGCAUGGUGUGACUCUAAUGGCAGUAUUCCUUACUUUGAGACUUCUGCAAGAAAUGGAAUGAAUGUGGAUGAUGCUUUCAAAUGCAUAGCCAAAAGUGCUUUCAAAUAUGAUCCUGGUCAGGAAAAAUUAGAACUUCCCGACGCCAUUGAUAUGACAAGUCGAAAACCCUCAUUUUGCCAAUGUUAG
Salvia splendens (bonfire salvia) is the source of this 633-nucleotide messenger RNA. RefSeq names its product ras-related protein Rab7. The record is from RefSeq and is a predicted model, not a curated record. Gene Ontology annotation, molecular function: GTPase activity; GTP binding. The transcript is spliced from 7 exons. The coding region runs from base 1 to 633 and encodes 210 amino acids. NCBI's taxonomy places the organism in Eukaryota, Viridiplantae, Streptophyta, Magnoliopsida, Lamiales, Lamiaceae. Gene Ontology annotation, cellular component: vacuolar membrane.